This is a messenger RNA of Rotaria socialis, 981 nucleotides long. The record is from the annotation of a GenBank genome assembly. Lineage: Eukaryota; Metazoa; Rotifera; Eurotatoria; Philodinida; Philodinidae.
AUGACUAAUUUUGAUACUAUUCUUCCAAGAAUUCCUAAUAUAAAUGUACUAACAACAAAUCAUUCAACUCCUCGUGAAUCCCUAUUCUGGAAUCAAACUCAUAUAACAAAUAUGAUACGUACACAUCAUCCAAUUCUAUACGUUAUAUCGGUCUAUGCAUUACUUCUCAUUAUUGUUGGAACAAUAGGAAAUAUUUUAACUAUCAUCAUUCUAUUUCGGCCAUCCCUAAGACAACAUACAACCAUGCGUUAUUUAAUCGCCGUGGCUACAGCAGAUCUCUGUUCGUUAUAUUCAUGGAAUUUAAAUUUAUUCUAUAAACAUUUAAUUAAUCCGAGUCAAAAUGACCUUGAAGAUCUAUCUCUCAUUUCUUGUCGUUGUCUAUCAUUUCUUGCAUUCGUUAGUUUGGAAUUAUCAUCAUGGUUUUUAACAUUAGUUAGCGUAGAUCGAUGUCUUAGUAUAUAUUUUUUAUUUUGGCAUCGAAAAUGGGGUCGAGCUAAAUAUGCAAAUUAUACUAUUCUUACUCUUACAGUCAUAAUUAUAUUGACGAAUAGUCAUCUACUUUUUCUCAAUGGAUAUAAACAACUGAAUUGUAUUCCACAUGGAAAACGUACGUGUAUUAUUUGCUAUUCAAAUCUUCAUGAUCCCUAUUAUAUAUUUCCGAAAUGGGAAAAAAUACAUGUUAUCGUUUAUAAUAUUAUACCCUUUUCAAUAAUGUGUAUUUCAAAUAGUUUUAUCAUACGUCGUGCUGUAGCAUCGAUAGUUAAUAUUAAAAAAAAUGCCAGUCAAAGUCAUCGACAACAUAAACAAAAACAAUUAACAUAUCUUCUUCUAUUUGUGACUUUUCUUUUUGUUCUAUUAACAACACCAGUUAUGAUUUAUAAUGUUUUCCUAAGAAAUUAUUUAGCAAAGAAAAAACUAUUGAAAUACAUCUUACAUGGAACACUUUUAUGUAUGCAAUUUACAAGCCAUGCAGUAAGUUAA